AGAUCUAGCUUUCGUCGCCGGCGCACGCUCGCUUGCCCUCGCGCAGCGACGUCUGUCGUGCCCGGCGAGAAUUAAUUUGUUCGAUUGUAUUUAUUCAUUCCGUUCCUGCACUCAUUUAGUGCAAAUGGAAUUAUUUUUUAGUGUUUAAAAUCCCCUUUGGGGAGCCUAGUUACGGCUAGAACCGUAGCCGUGAAGACAGCCCGGCAGUUCCUGAGCGGCCCCAGCUGACGUCCCUCAGCUCGUCCGUCUCCCAACCCGCAGUGGCUCCGGCAGCUUCAGGGGAGUACUUGCGUGGUGGAACUGUCCUCGGAGCAAAAUCAGUACCGGCCUAGAACGUACCCUACCCUACGACGUAAUCGUGUGCUUGCGGCGGAAGUUAAGGGAGAAUAAAUUUAGUUCGUUAUUUUAAAAACUACAGUUUUAUUUAUUCUCACCGCCUACCCGUAGCACUGGCGCCUCACCGUGGUUUUUUUUAAAUAGGGUCUGAUUUUGCUCUGAGUGGGUAUCUGUGGUUUGUGUGUUUGUGUGGUGUUUUGGUUUUUUUUAUUUUUUGUGAAACGUUUUUUCCUUUUUUUAUUUUUUGGUUGCCAGCAGCUACAGUGUACGGAGUAGUAGUGAGUAAAUUUUAUUGCAAUCUCUUUGUAUCGUACGCACUGUAUAGUCAGCCGCAUUUGUUGAAUUAAUUAAUUUUUUUUUCUUACUUCUUUGGCAUCUUUUAUUGUAAUUGUUAUUAGUCGUUUUUUCAUUAGUACAGUCGGCCAUAUUAAAGUGUGUUUUUUAAUUUUAGCUAAAUCAGUUUUUUUUGUACAUUUACGCUCCGUACGCAUUAGUUGCAUUUAAACGCUUUUUUUAUUUUGUGUUGUUUUUUUUCUCUUUCUUUCUGCUUUUCCUUCUUACAAUUUUGUAAGAAAAACAACCAAAAACGUUCUUUUAAAGAAAAACAACCAAAAACGUUCGUAACUUAUUAAUUACUAUUGUAACAGACGGAGUAUUUUUUUGUUGUUUUUUUUAAAUCUGUUCAACAUUUACCCAAUUUUUCUUGACGUAUUUAAAAAACCAAUGGCUUUUACAAUUAAAUAUUGUCACUUCCAAAUACUGUACACACAGUGCGGGAAUUGCGUAAUCAAUUGCGAAGUGUGGCCUCCUUUUCCUUCUGGAGAUAAUCAUUUAAUUUUAUAAUAGUGUGUGAUACCUCCUAUUUAACAAGUGUACUUGUAGGGUUUCUAGUUCGUGUAACGAGAUGCCUCAUUAUUAUUUUGUAAUUGUGCGUUAGUAAUUUUAAUCUUGAACGUAUUUUCGAGUAAUUACUAAUGUUCUUUAUGCAAGCGUGAAGUAUGAAUGAAGAUUUAUGGAAGCGUGUUAACAAGUGCUUAGUUCUGCGGAUUUUAUUUCAUUUAGAUGACAUAAAAUCCUUGACCACGCGCCGGGGUAUUGUAACGUAGAUACGUUACGUAACCUAGGUUACAUUUAUAAAAUUAAAUUAGAUUGAUAAAUAACUUAUAACACUUUAAUAUUAUGUUUACAAAACUGUUCCUUCUUAUUGCGACUCACUGUACUUCGUGCAACACUCUUUUGUUCGAAGUAAACCGGCUAGCGGCGUCCCCGUCCCGCGGACCCUCUCUCCGCGCGGGCCCGCGCGCGAGUCGAUCAGAGUGAGGACAGAUCUAGCUUUCGUCGCCGGCGCACGCUCGCUUGCCCUCGCGCAGCGACGUCUGUCGUGCCCGGCGAGAAUUAAUUUGUUCGAUUGUAUUUAUUCAUUCCGUUCCUGCACUCAUUUAGUGCAAAUGGAAUUAUUUUUUAGUGUUUAAAAUCCCCUUUGGGGAGCCUAGUUACGGCUAGAACCGUAGCCGUGAAGACAGCCCGGCAGUUCCUGAGCGGCCCCAGCUGACGUCCCUCAGCUCGUCCGUCUCCCAACCCGCAGUGGCUCCGGCAGCUUCAGGGGAGUACUUGCGUGGUGGAACUGUCCUCGGAGCAAAAUCAGUACCGGCCUAGAACGUACCCUACCCUACGACGUAAUCGUGUGCUUGCGGCGGAAGUUAAGGGAGAAUAAAUUUAGUUCGUUAUUUUAAAAACUACAGUUUUAUUUAUUCUCACCGCCUACCCGUAGCAAAGAAAAAAAAAAAAAAAAGAAAAAAAGAAAGGGAAAAAAGAAAGAAAGAAAGGGAGUACUGCCAUAUCCUUAGCACCAUCCCAUAGGUGCCAUUUUAGAAAUGAAAUUUAGCUUAGAGUCUAUUCGGAAAGAGAAGAAUAGUGAAACAUAUAAAAAAUAACUACAGAUGUAUUUUAUAUGACUGAAACCAUUUUUUUAUUUUUUGUUACAAUUUAAAUUCUUUAAGUAAUAUUUUACAGGCGUUUAGAAAUUUACAACAUGAACUGGUCCAUGGAUGAGGGCCUAGACAACAUGAUCAUCAGUGGAGCCCUGUACAGAGUGCCUAUUGCUGUGGUGCGGGACCGGAAGCAGUUUGGCAGGAUUGCAACCACUGCCAAACCUGUCAUAACAAUUUACAACUGUGUAGGGAAUGUUCUAUCAAAGAUUUUGUGGAACAGCGGAGUCCUGGUCCACAUGGGCUGGUCGGACGGGGAGCAGCUGCUGUGUGUGCAGGAGAGCGGAGAUGUGCUCGUUUAUGACAUGUUUGGCGCCUACCAGAAGACAUUCAAUAUGGGGCAAGAAAUUAGGGACACUAAGGUCAGCAAAGCACAGCUGUUCUCAAAUAGGACUGGCUCUAACACCAACCGCUGAGCAACAUCUCCAAGCCCAAAGUCAGCCCGUACCAGAUCUGCCACAUGACGACACAGAGACUGUAAGGAACGUUUGUCUUAUGCUUCUGGCAUAUGUCAUAAACGUAUCGCCGGCUCGAAAACGGAAACGCGGGCUCUGAAGUUUUCUCGCGCGGAAAUAUGCGACGGAUUUUUCAAGCAAGUGUCAUCAGAAACACAUGUCAUUAGCUACAUAAUCGAGAAGAGAGAACAAUACAUGAAAUAGAAGUGGACUAUGCAGCCAUUUGUUAUUUUACUAUUUUUUGUUACUAUUCGUACACUCAGUAUUUUUUUGUAUUUGUCUAUUAUUCUUUUAGGAACAUAUGUACACCCUUAAAACAUGUCUUAAAUCAGAAAUAAUAGUAACACAAUUUACAAUUACAGAAGUAACAAGUGAAUGUCAUUAUUGUUUUAGUCACUAGAGUCCCAGAUCAGUCAACAGAGUGAUCACUACCUGUGAGCGUCUAUCAAAUGGUGUUCUUAUGUUGUAGAAUCCCAAUUGGAUAAAAACCCACAGAUCAUUACAUUCUUCGGGAUAGCAAGCUCCGGUUGAUUGGUAUAUUUUAAAGACACAGUCUAUGGCAGUUACAAGUUUUUCGAAACGGUAAACAGUUUCGUUGACGACAACGUAUGCAGCGUUUACAUUCGAGAUUAAAAAAAUACCCAGUAGUUACCACUAUCUUAGUUUGGUAGUAAAAGGUGGGGAAAAAAAUCCUAGUAGUUACCACUGGUAACAACGUGGUGGUAACUAGUGGGAAUAACCCUUGAUCUUAAGCAUAGUAUUAAUAUAGUACUUUUGUUUGUAGGUAUUAAAAUAAUGGUCAACAAUAAUCUGUCAUAAAAUGUUGUAAAAUAAUACAGUUUCAAACUGAUUAGUUUAUGUUAGUUUGUUUGUAAUAUUUCUAUUGACAUAAACAUUG
Cydia splendana is the source of this 3677-nucleotide messenger RNA. Its product is annotated as vacuolar protein sorting-associated protein 16 homolog. NCBI's taxonomy places the organism in Eukaryota, Metazoa, Arthropoda, Insecta, Lepidoptera, Tortricidae. Gene Ontology annotation, molecular function: actin binding. The record is from RefSeq and is a predicted model, not a curated record. Gene Ontology annotation, biological process: vacuole fusion, non-autophagic; endosomal transport; intracellular protein transport. Gene Ontology annotation, cellular component: HOPS complex; cytoplasm; lysosomal membrane. The coding region runs from base 2369 to 2740 and encodes 123 amino acids. The transcript has 4 exons.